AAGAUGUAAAUCGCUGAGGAUAUCUAUUAACUCCACCCAAGCAACACAACCAAAGAGGCUCCUCGAGCGGCCCCUGAAAACCAAAGACUAAGUGCCUAGAGCAUAGAGAGGUUGCCUUUUACAACCUCCAAGUGAGACAACCUACAUAAGACAAGCAAUGACUGCCAAUAGCCUAUUGGGACGCUCCUUACUCAAUGAAGGACGUUCCAACAAACGUUCGUUAGUCUCACUGAUUGUCGGCCUGGUCGUUGGCUUCUGCCUGGCCGAGCUGUUUGUCUACUCAUCCACGCCGGAACGUGGCGAGUUUGCGCCCUACGACGGCCAUCGGCACGGCGAUGUCAACGACGCCCAUCACAGUCACGACAUGCUGGAGCUGUCCGGCCCCGAACAGGAUAUCGGCACGCACGAGCACUCAAAUGAGAACACAAGUAUUGCCGAGAAAUUGCAUAGCGAAGUGCGCAUUCUCUGCUGGAUUAUGACAAAUCCCUCCAAUCACAAGAAGAAGGCGCGCCACGUGAAACGCACCUGGGGCAAGCGAUGUAAUAAGCUGAUCUUCAUGAGCUCAGCCAAGGAUGAGGAACUGGAUUCUCGUGAUGUGAAUGGGCGUGGUCGCAUGUUUCCCUUUGCACCGGAGCAAAUAUUAAUACCCUACAAGGAUCCCAAUUUUUGGUACUGGAAAUAUCUCUACUAUAAGACAGACGAUGGUCUCGAUUGCUGUUCGGAUAAUGCGAUUUCUUUUCACUAUGUUCCGCCCAAUUUCAUGUAUGUGCUAGACUAUUUAAUCUAUCAUCUGCAUCCCUUUGGGGUGAUCAGAGCGCAGCGUUUGCCCGCCAAACUAAAAGUGGGUGAGCUCUUGCCCGCGCCGAGGGAGGAGGUCGCCAACAGCAAUGAGGACUCUAUGGAUGAUGAUGAUAGGAUAAACAAAACUACAAUGAACGAAACUCAAACUGAACCCGAUGCGAGAGAAGUUGAGUAAAGCGAGAGAAUUGUG
Drosophila arizonae is the source of this 991-nucleotide messenger RNA. RefSeq names its product glycoprotein-N-acetylgalactosamine 3-beta-galactosyltransferase 1. The record is from RefSeq and is a predicted model, not a curated record. Gene Ontology annotation, molecular function: N-acetylgalactosaminide beta-1,3-galactosyltransferase activity. Gene Ontology annotation, cellular component: membrane. NCBI's taxonomy places the organism in Eukaryota, Metazoa, Arthropoda, Insecta, Diptera, Drosophilidae.